Orbicella faveolata is the source of this 607-nucleotide messenger RNA. Its product is annotated as prominin-1-A-like. The record is from RefSeq and is a predicted model, not a curated record. Gene Ontology annotation, cellular component: membrane. Lineage: Eukaryota; Metazoa; Cnidaria; Anthozoa; Scleractinia; Merulinidae.
CAAGCCUGCAGCAGGAAAGAGGCGAACCGACCAACAAACAAGCAAACAAAAAAGUAAAUUAAAAACAAACAAACAAACAAACAUGAGACAGUUUCAGUCUAAUUUAAAUAGCUUCCCGUUUUAACGAAAGAUGUUAUUGCGAGACCAGAACACAAGUAUGAAUUAAAAUCGAAGUUAAUAAUAACAACGAAAAAAUAAUAAAAUAAAUAAAUUAAAAGCCACUUUUUUUUUCGAUAUUAGAAAUAAGAAAUUUUACCAAAGAACUCCAAGAUUUUGCAGCUAAGAUGGUGAGCACAUUAAGAGUGGCUGGUGAUACGAUUCAAACAGAACUUCUACUUCCAGCAAAAGCGGAAGUCCAAAGCAUAUUUGGAAAAGGAGGAUUAUUCAACAGAUAUGAUAAAUACAGAUGGAUAACGUUUCUGUCAAUCUCUCUCGCCAUUGUUUUUGUUGUCUUGUUAACGUUCCUGUCACUCAUAUCCGGGGCUCUUGGUGCCAGUCCCUCGGAUACACCGAGCACACGCUCGGAUAUUUCAAACUGCGCGGGAAACUCGCUAAUGUGGUAAGAAAAACGUAACUUUAAUUACAUAAUAGUCAGUUACUGUUAUUG